AUGUCUACCUAUUCUACUAUUCAAGUCAAAUGUAUAUGCUCCGUCUGCUCUCCUUAUGGUCAAGCUUUUGAGAUGGUGUCCAAGCAGACAUACAGAAGACAUGCUUCUGCCGAUCUCAUUGAAAAGUUUAAAAGAGAUUAUCUUUUACCUUCUACACAAACACUACAUGAGCUAAAUGAUAAUGACAUGGAGAUUGAUGCCGAGAACAAUGAAGUCAAUGAGCAAAUUGAAUCUACAGAAGAUCUACCUGCUUUUACCAAAGAUUUGUUGUUCAAUGGCGAAAGUGACAGUGAUGAUGACAGCAUUGAGUCAGACGCUCAGAACGCUCUCAAUGCUUUGGAUGAUUUGGACGAUUCUGAAGAUAUUGAAGAAAACUUUUCUUCAUCUGAGAUGCCAACUGAUUCCACAAACGCCUUCAUUGCCUCUUUUGCUGCGUUCUUCAUAUCAAAGUAUGUUGUGAAUUUCGGUGGUGCCAUUCUUAUCAAGUUGCUCAACAAGGUUCUUGCGCAUUUUGGACAGUCCUUCCGUCUUCCCUUGAGCUCCAGUGGUCUCAGUAAUAUGACCGGACUGAAUACUAUGAUCAAAGGUGUUCAGCGUUCUGUCGCCUGCGGUGAAUGUCACCAGACAUACCUUGAGUCCGAAGGCGUUUCUCAGUGCUGCAACUUCUGA
Messenger RNA from Phycomyces blakesleeanus NRRL 1555(-), 669 nucleotides. RefSeq lists its product as hypothetical. The transcript is spliced from 4 exons. The record is from RefSeq and is a predicted model, not a curated record. Bases 1 to 669 code for a protein of 222 amino acids. NCBI's taxonomy places the organism in Eukaryota, Fungi, Mucoromycota, Mucoromycetes, Mucorales, Phycomycetaceae.